Rotaria sordida is the source of this 1299-nucleotide messenger RNA. The record is from the annotation of a GenBank genome assembly. NCBI's taxonomy places the organism in Eukaryota, Metazoa, Rotifera, Eurotatoria, Philodinida, Philodinidae.
AUGGCAUCAUCAUCACAAAUGUGUUCGAUCGAAACAUGUAAACGAUCUGCUCAUGCUCUUUGUUACUGUUGUCAAAAAUCUGUCUGUAUCGAACAUCUCAAUGAACAUUCGCAUCGUCUCAAUGAUCAACUUCUUCCAUUGGCCGACGAUAUCAACGACCUAUUCUAUCGAUUCAACAAUGUUUUAUUACCUCAAUCCGCCUUCUGCAUCGAACUCGAUAAUUGGCGGGAAGAAGCACAUCAAACAAUCGAUCAUUAUUGUGAACGAAAGAAACAAGAAUUCGAUAAAUUGAUCAUGAACGAAAGACAAAAACAAAAGAUUGAUCUCGAUCAUCUUCGUUAUCAAAUCGAUGAAUCCAUUAAAAAACAAGAAACAACCACGGAAUACGUCGAUUCAAUGAACAAUUCUCUACAUUGUCUUCAACGACAGAUCAAUGAAUUGGAAAUUCCUCCUGUUCUUUCACCAUUAGAUAUCGACGAACAUAUCGUUGACAUUUAUCAAAAUAUAUUGAAACCAAAAAAUAUCUUACCCCUUCCACCACUAUAUCGAUCAAUCAAAAUACAAUACAGUUCAUUUAUUGCAGCUAGUGAAAAUCAUAUCCUGUUGGAAAAUAUCCACAAAUUCUAUCUAUUGGAUCAACAAUUGGGUAUUCAGAAUGAAUUUCCAUGGAAUCAUGAUAUUCCAUGGCACAUGGUUUGGUCGAAAACACUUGAUCUUUUUUUUAUUAUUACUUCAAAGGAAAUCUUUACACUCGACGAAAAAAAAAUGAUGAUCGAACCAUGUUCAAUUCUUCACAAUAGUUCGAUGGCUGAUUGGAGUAGUGGAACAUGUUCAAAUGAUAGUCUUUAUUUAAUUGUAGAUGCAAUGGGUACAUCGAUUUAUGAAUACAAUCUUCGAAGAUCGAUAGAAUUCGUUAAAGAAUAUCGAACACCAUUUACUUGUUCUUACGAUGAACUUAUAUCUGACAUAGCAUGGAAUAAUCAAACAUUGGCUCUUGUUAUUGCUAAUCGGUCAAAUCAAUGGCGUGUCGAUUUGUGUUCAUCAACAACACUCGGACGAUAUUGGUCGAUUCAACUCGGUGUUUUAAUUAAUGAAAAAGUUUUUCGAUGUUGUUUAUUGAACAAUGGUCAAUUACUUAUGCUCAAUGGAGAUACUUCGGAGUUGAUCCAUAUUUCUGCAGAUGGGAAAAUCAUCAAAAAAGACAAUUAUCAUGUACCACCUCUUCAUGCCGUUCAAUUGACUGACGAACUCAUCGUUAUUGUAAACGAAACAAGUGUCGAUUUAUAUCGAUUAUCUUAA